AUGCCUUCCAGCACCGGCCAGAGCUUGGAUGACAUACUCACAAUCACGUCCUUGUUCACGCCACUUGUCACAAAGAGCUUACCCAACUCGUUCACCAUCACCUGGAGCUUCAAGUUCGCGCUCCCGAUCAAACACGUGGAGUUAAUCAUACUGGCGACCGACUGGAGGUCAGCCGAGAUGAUUUGUUGCGUCUGGAAGUUUGCCUGCGCCGCAAUCUGCUCGUUCUUCUUCCUCGCAAUCCUCCUGCUCUUUGCAAUCAUCCACAACGCCUUUCUCCGACUGCCACUGCGGGUGGAGGUUACGCAAGAAGCGUUCCCCACGUCCGACCUCAAGAUGGUGCCUGAUUUACGGUACUAUCUCAAUUUGCUAGGGCUAGACGCCCUCGAAUACUCCGUCAUCACCCCGGAUGGCUUUAUCAUCACUCUUACCCGAGUCACCGAUCUUUCGAGUGAGGAACAAACCCCCACCUCCCGUAAACCAGUUCUUCUCGUCCAUGGGCUUCUCCAGCACUCGGGAGCGUAUGUCACCUCGGGAACCAAGUCCCUCGCCUACUUCUUGCACCACCAGGGAUACGACGUAUGGCUCGGCAACAACCGCUGCGGCUUUGAUCCCCAGCACCAAUUCUACACUCCGGGAGACCCCAACAUGUGGGCGUGGGACAUCCACGAGAUGGCCAUGUACGACUUGUCUUCCCUCAUCAAAGAAGUCUUGUGCCAUUCCGUGCACCCCAAGCUUUCCCUUGUCUGUCAUUCACAGUCCACCACCCAGGCGUUCAUUGCGCUUUCCAGAGUCUCCCAAAGCUUUCCUACGACCUGUCUUAUUCAUGAUAGGGUUAACUGUUUUGUGGCCUUGGCGCCCGCAGUGUAUGGAGGCCCGAUCCUCACGGAAAAGGCAUUCAUCCGCUUCAUCAACACAUUUCCCACACCGGUCUUUCACCUCUUCUUUGGCGUCACCUCCUUCAUCCCGUUCAUGUUGACGUGCCGGCGUUGGUUUGUGCGGAUGCCCAGCUACGGCUGGUUCGCAUAUCAGAUGUUCCGCUUUCUCUUUGGCUGGAACGACAGUCUCUGGGACCCCGCGGUGCGCAACCAACAGUUUGUGUUUGCCCCUGUGUAUGUUUCCGCAAAGCUCAUCCGGUGGUGGUUGUGCAACAAGGCCGGCGACAGCACUAGGAGCGUUGGGUUUAUGAGCAACAACGGCGCGGUGUUCAAGCAUGAGGAGCGCUGGUUUGAUGAGGCACCACCGAUAAUGUUGGUGGUUGGGGGAAAGGAUAGGUUGGUUGACGGGAGCAAGUUGCUUGACCACUUCAGCACCUUCGAUGCGGGGAGUGUGGUGAGCGCGGUCACGGUCCCCGAGUAUGCCCAUUUGGAUGUUUUGUGGGCUGAUGAUGUGUUGCAGCGGGUAGGGGUCCCAAUGGCGGAUUUUCUCGCCGAGUGGGGAUAA
This is a messenger RNA of Babjeviella inositovora NRRL Y-12698, 1440 nucleotides long. RefSeq names its product sterol esterase. Bases 1 to 1440 code for a protein of 479 amino acids. The record is from RefSeq and is a predicted model, not a curated record. The transcript has 2 exons. Gene Ontology annotation, biological process: lipid metabolic process. Lineage: Eukaryota; Fungi; Ascomycota; Pichiomycetes; Serinales.